Messenger RNA from Rhopilema esculentum, 3276 nucleotides. RefSeq names its product octopamine receptor beta-1R. Lineage: Eukaryota; Metazoa; Cnidaria; Scyphozoa; Rhizostomeae; Rhizostomatidae. The record is from RefSeq and is a predicted model, not a curated record. Gene Ontology annotation, molecular function: G protein-coupled receptor activity. Gene Ontology annotation, cellular component: plasma membrane. Gene Ontology annotation, biological process: G protein-coupled receptor signaling pathway.
CAAAUGUUCAUGGAAUGUACUUUGUAAUUCCGAUAACGCUUGUAUCGGCAGUGGUCGCGUUAAUUGGUAAUAUAUUGGUAGUAAUAGUGAUCAUGAGAAGGGAGCCGUUGCGUUCGCAGUCUGCCUACAAAUUCAUAACUUCACUUGCCAUUGCAGAUAUUCUCGUCAGCUCGGUCGCUCAGCCUCUCUAUGUGUCUGUUCUGAUGUCCGGGUCCGGUUCCUAUUGCUGGCUGGAACGUGUUAGCCAUUUUUUUGGGUCACUAGCAUCCAGCGCAUCUGCACUCGGUCUCCUGAUCGUCAGUAUCGAUCGCUAUAUAUUCAUCACAAAGCCGUUGCAUUACCAUUUUCUAAUGACACCCUUCCGAGUUUGGUUUGCCUUGAUAUACAUCUGGGUGAGCGCUGUGCUUAUUUCACUGCUUCCCUAUAUGGCUGGAAAAAAGGCAUUUCAUAUUGUUGUGUUCUCCGCUACAAUAUUGGACCAUUUUGUGACAGGAGUUUGCUACUUGACCAUCUACCGUGUAGUUACGAUGAAAGUUAGCGACGAUCUCAUCAACAACCAGAACAAGUCCCACCGCCAGCGCCAGGCAACCAGGACUGUCGCUUUCGUCCUGUUAGCAAUGGUCAUUUGUUGGAUGCCCUACAUUACAGCGUCAUUCGUAUGGGGAAUCAACAUUGAAAAAUGGGCACCAGAUUCGGCAAUGAUUUCUGUCUACUUUUGGUUGCUAGCAUUAGGGCACUGGAAUUCCUCUGUGAACGUAAUGAUUUACAGUUGGAAAAACACGGAGCUACGCUCCUCCUUAAAGUCAUUUCUCGGCAUUCGAUCACAAGAAAACGAGAAUCUGUCAUCAAAUAACCAUAACAACUCCAAUCAGAAUCAGAUAGCGCCCCAAAAAGCUAUUAAUCAAAGCCGCCCAGAAACACUGACGGUUGAAUCGCUUGUUUAAAACCCCUGUUAUAAGGGAGCUAAGGGAGCUAGAGUAUCUUUUCUUAAAUCGAAAAUGGAAUAAUUCUUAGAAAAAUAGAAGGCAGACUUUAAAUUGGUGUAUAUAGCAGAUCCUACUGUUUGGGUAAAUGAUCUAUCGAAACGAUCUAUUCGAGUCACGUGUUCUUUUGGAACAUACAUUGGCGAAGAACAAACGAGCACACUGCUAGGUCGAUGGACGUUUUACUUACUGGUGGAAGAAUAUUUAGCCAUCUAAGUACUGCUUGCUAAGCAUAGCUCCAAUUGAUUGUACCAUGGGGCUAUCAAUUACAUUUAAUGAAACAGUAUGCUACUAGCCUACUCUUGGUUAGAAUUACGUUACAUUUUAUGGCGUGCCUGAAUACCACAUGAAGGUCUUAUCCUUGAUAUUCUUGCAAUACCUUAGCAACCAGCCGGGGAUAUUGGCGUGUUAGAAAUUGUUUAUAAAAUAUUUAGAAUAAAAAUUGUGUGUAUUGAUUCUGUUUCCAAGGUAACUCCGCUAUUUCGGAGUCACAAUCAACCAGAUUAAAAGCAGUGAUGUGAGAUUAAAUUUCUCGAUUGCUGUUUUAUCGCUGGUUAAUAAAUUCUCACAGUAUCGUUGUAUUAUUAUUGUUACAUUUAAGUGCGUUGUACACGGUUUUUUAACAUACUGUUAAAGCCCUGCAUUUAGGAAGUUUUCUAAUUUUCUAAAUGGAAGAAAAUUUUGAUUCCCGUUAAUUAUGUUGGAGAUUUUAUCAUUUUUUGUGUUUUGAAAAAAUAAAAUAAGCUUCAAGCUUUCUUGUACGCUUUGGAAAUCUCCAGUGGUUUAAUGACGUCUCUUGUGUGAUGAUUACGAUGACGGUGCUUGAGUAGUAUACAAAGAAGCUUGCUUUGUUGUUUCCCAACUUGAUGUUGUUUUGUCUACAAACGUAGAAGAUUUUUUUAGUUCCACGAGUAGCUUUUGGUGAUUAAACGAUAAUGUAUCAAUAAUCCGAAAGUUUUUUCGCUGUUAGUUGCUAUUUAGUGACGAUGAUACAGUAGAAACCCGUAUAAAAGAACCCAGGUUUUUUCUGGCAGCCUGGAUAGGUUCUUAAUUAACAGGCUGCUAUUCUAAAUUCCAGCCUGUAAGGUUCUUAUAUACGCACAGGCCUUGCACACGUUAACAGAUUUUUCCACUGCAAGAUUUCUCACUGACACCAGCUAUAUAUUUCAUGUUUUACUUCAACCAAUCAAAUGAUUUGUCUCGUUUGGUUGUCCAGUUAGAAUGCAACAUACCAUAACCUAGGUUACUUUAAGCUGGUUUAAUUUGCUAGUGUGAAUAGGGUAUAAGAAUACAAUUCUUAAUGUUGUUUAUUCUUAUAUAUAAAUAUAACAACAUUUACAAGUUUCAGGCUCUUAGGGGUUCUUAUCAAGGGGGUUUAAAAGAUUAAAUUUCAGCCUUAAGGUUCUUUUAAAAACAGGUUAGACCUUUUACACGGGUUUCUACUGUAGCUUAUAUUGGAAUUCCAACAGUAUUAGAUCUUUUUUGGUACCAGGCACUGUUUCACUGUGGAGACAUUGUAACAUUAAUGUUCAUUGACCAGGGACGCCUGAAUACAUUUUGGGGUAAGGGCGCUCUAGACCAAUUGGCAAUUUUUAUGGUAGUUUUUCUACCAUUACCCCGGCUCCGGCGUGCCUGUAAACUAGGUAAGGAAGUGUCAUCCAAUACACCUCUUUACAUAGUCAUAAAUUCAGCAGUCAUAGCAGUAAGCUGUUCUGAUAGGCAUCUGUCAUUUUCUCACGUUGCUAAUGCACCGUCGUUGGCACUUUCAUAGGGACCGUCGUAGCCACCGCCAUAGGUCUCGUCGUAGACAACUUCGUAGGCACAUUUGUAGAUAACUUCAUAGGCACAGUCGUAGACAUCUUCAUGAACACCGUUGCGGACAAGUUCGUAGGCAACGUCGUAGGCACCGUUGUAGACAACGUCAUAGGCAACAUCGUAGGCACCGUUGUAGACAACGCCAUAGGCAACGUCGUAGGCACUAUUGUAGACAACGUCAUAGGCAACAUCGUAGAAUAUGUAGUAGUUUGGCAGCAUUGCCUUGGAUUAUAUUGACGCUAAAUUUCGUAAGAGCAUCGUAAAAACUGUAGUUUAAUCUAAAAUUGUUUUUGUUAUUAUGGUUUUUAACCAUGAACUGCAGCAUAGCUGAUAGUCUGUUUUAAUUAACUAGAUAAUAACUUUGAAAAAUUAUGAAUUUUUUAUUUUCAGGAACAUAUAUGUUCUGUUAAGAAAUUAAUAUAUAAUAACUGUAAAUAGAUAUUAAGUUAUUAAAACUCAAGCAAUGAAUAAUGUUUGA